Messenger RNA from Melitaea cinxia (Glanville fritillary), 1794 nucleotides. Its product is annotated as graves disease carrier protein homolog. The transcript has 6 exons. NCBI's taxonomy places the organism in Eukaryota, Metazoa, Arthropoda, Insecta, Lepidoptera, Nymphalidae. Bases 261 to 1217 code for a protein of 318 amino acids. Gene Ontology annotation, biological process: transmembrane transport. The record is from RefSeq and is a predicted model, not a curated record. Gene Ontology annotation, cellular component: mitochondrial inner membrane.
CUCGUUUUUAUUUACAUUUUGAAUUUGAAUUCAUAAAUAAAUUUAAACUUUGUGACAUCGUCUUGUGUGAUAGUCUUAUGAAGAAAGUUUUGUUUGCAAGUCUUGUGGUGAAAGCGAGUUUAUAAUGUUACGUUCCAAAUCGUGAAGACAUGUUUCUCGUGUAUGAGCCAUUUAGUGUUUAUUAAUUAGGUCCUACAUAGUAAGGCGUGCGGGUCAAAGGUUUUAUAAUUUUGUCGCUUUUGUUGAAUAUCUGAUCGAAGAUGGCUCUCACGAUCGAACCGAAGAAUGACUUUGAUUUUAUUCUUAAAAAUUUACUUGCUGGCGGUGUAGCAGGUAUGUGUGCAAAAACUACAGUAGCACCACUGGACCGUAUAAAGAUUCUGUUACAAGCUCAGUCCGCUCACUACAAACACCAUGGUGUGUUUGGUGGGUUAAUGGCAAUUGUUAAGCAUGAAUCUUUGAUCGCACUAUACAAAGGAAAUGGCGCUCAAAUGGUCCGGAUAUUUCCAUAUGCUGCAACCCAGUUUACCAGUUUUGAGAUUUAUAAAAAGUAUCUAAGCGGUCUAAGCAUACCAUUGGUACAGCACGGCGACAAGUUCGUGGCCGGUGCGGGUGCGGGACUUACCGCUGUCACCCUCACCUACCCGCUGGACACCAUUCGAGCAAGGCUCGCCUUUCAGAUCACUGGAGAGCAUCGGUACUCCGGCAUCGUACACGCCGCUACCACGAUAUUAAAGACUGAAGGAGGUAUUCGCGCUUUAUACCGCGGGUUCGUCCCCACAAUGGUGGGUAUGGUUCCAUACGCAGGCUUAAGCUUCUACUGCUUCGAGUCGCUGAAGUUCUUCUGUAUGAAGUAUUUGCCUAGCACGCUUUGUCGGAAGUGUGAAAGAAAUACAGGUGGGCUUGUACUGACAGUACCCGGCAAGCUAGUAUGCGGCGGCCUGGCGGGUGCAGUGGCUCAAUCAGUGUCCUACCCUCUAGACGUCACCCGACGAAGAAUGCAACUCGCCUGCAUGCAUCCUAGCACCGCUAAAUUCGGCAUGGGCAUGGUGAAAACACUGACGCUGAUAUACAAAGAGAAUGGAGUUGUCAAAGGUCUCUACCGAGGUAUGACAAUCAACUAUAUCCGAGCUAUCCCCAUGGUAGCGACAUCUUUCUCAACAUAUGAACUCAUGAAGCAACUGCUACAGUUGGACACCGGGAUGAAACUAUCAUAGACAUUGAUAAAAUAUAACGUAUUUUAUACAUUAUACUACUUAUAUGUACAUUUUCCAAAUUUUAUCUGUCCUAAUCGGUAAUGAUUUUUAUACCAUAGAUUUCAUUGUCAUGAUCUUAGAUUAAUGCCAGUUUGGAAAAUAACAAUGAAAUUCACUUUUUACCAUAUUUCGAAUCUAUAAAUUAUUGAGUAUAAUUAUAUGAAUUUGAGAUUUAAAAGUAAUCAGUUUGUAAAAUUUUGUUUUCGGAUUUUUGAAUAUAAAAAUGAUGCAUGUAUGUAAAAACUGUAACUAAAAUUUAAAAAGUUAUGUCAAAAAUAACACAAUUGUUUGAAACAGCUAGUAAUAUUUAUUAUAUGUUGGAUUCAUCAUUAUCCUACGACUAUGACGAAACGCUUUUAUGAAUCAUUAAAAUGUUUAUGGUAUUUUUUGUGUUUCACAAAGUAAAAGACAAAUUCGAACUGCUCAGCCGCUUUUCUGAUGUUGGUAAAAAAAUGUAUUUGUAAUGUAAGUGUAGACAAUUUAAUGUCAAAUUUACCUAAAUUUUACACAUAAUUAAAAAACAAAUUUGAAAAAAAAA